Molecule: messenger RNA, 1284 nt
Organism: Colletotrichum higginsianum IMI 349063
Lineage: Eukaryota; Fungi; Ascomycota; Sordariomycetes; Glomerellales; Glomerellaceae
Product: UbiD family decarboxylase
Exons: 7
Coding region: 1-1284 (427 amino acids)
Source: RefSeq, a predicted model, not a curated record
AUGGAUAAGUGCGCAACACACACAAGUCGGGACCGCCAUUACCGACGUCAUUCGAGGUCUAAAACUCACUGCAGAACGUUAACCCGGUGGACGUUUCGGUCCUGCCAAUAUACGAUGGCGGGUCUGCCAGUGACGGCGAAAGCAGAGUGUUGGAUUUGGUACGGGUUGGCCAUCUGCUCGGUCAUCAUGAGAUUUAUGUCCCAGUAUAUCAUCAGAAGGCGCAAGUUCCUUCGCGACAUCCCCCCGGAUGAUAUUGUGAUGCUUGUUCUUGUCUUCAUCUAUACCACGGCAAUCGCUUCCCUAUACAUGUACUUCGAGAUUGUUGCCGAGACCGAUUUCGAAACCAUCACCCCCGAGCAAGAUGCCGCGAUCGGCUACGAACUGGGGGUUCUCAACAUCCUCGCCGAAACGGCCAUAGAAACAACGCUGUGGGGUAAUAAGUGCUGCCUCCUCAUACUCUAUAACCGCCUGACUCUCUUGGGUCACUACCGGAAGACGUGGUUCACCGUCGCCGCCUUCACGGGGCUAGCAUACCUUAUGGUCAUCGUGGCACUCUAUGGAGGGUGGUGUCGUCCAUUCUCCGACUACAUGGAACUCGUGCCUGGAAACUGCAAGUCUCCCCACUGCGAGAGACUCUGGCUAACGCGAUGCUCAGUGGAGUGCUUGACGUGGACAAAUUACAACAUCUUGCAGAUCACGAUGAACCUCUCGACGGAUCUUAUUCUGCUUCUAAUACCCGUCACACUUAUCAGCAAAUUGAGGAUGAGGAUUGGAAAGUAUGCGCCCCUUGGGAUUGCCUCCGUAUCGGCUCGAAAGCAAAGUGCUAACGACCAUGGUCUCGCCAGGAAAAUCCUUCUCAUCUGCCUCUUUAGUAUGGGCGUUUUCGUCAUGCUCUGCGCAAUCUUGACCAAGGUCAUGGUCUUCACCCACUCAGUCGAUCCCGUCUGGUUCCUGUGGAGUGUUCGAGAGUGUAGCACGGCGAUGCUGGUCGGCAACCUCGUCCUCGGCUUACCGAUCCUCCGGACCUGCUGGCGCUUCUUCGUCCCCAAAACCGACGGCAGCUCGGGGGCCAAGUCGUCAGAGGCGAGCUCGGGUGCCACGGGCGACUCGUACGCUUCAAAGACGGCCAGGGGCGACACAGCGGCCUUGGAGCCGCUCUCGUCGAGGUCGGCGCCGACGGGGCGGGUGGCGAUCAAUAGCGUUUACACGGACAUCGAGCUUCACGGCAAGGACGGUACUCAGGGCAUGACACGGAGGCUGUCGGUCGGGCAGGAGAGCGUAUGA